Mesorhabditis spiculigera is the source of this 1119-nucleotide messenger RNA. Lineage: Eukaryota; Metazoa; Nematoda; Chromadorea; Rhabditida; Rhabditidae. The record is from the annotation of a GenBank genome assembly.
AUGCAAAUAUCUAGACGCCCCGCGUUGCUGGGCAUUGCGGUCUGGCUAUGCGUCGCUUCGCAUCCCGGCAAUGCAGCUGCCCUUGCGGAUCGGCUGCAACGUGAAGCGCCUACCCAGCCAACUCCCACUCGCCAGCCACUUACUAGUGUGCAGCAGCACAACGGAACCCUCGUCAUGGUCGGCGCCAAUGGACUAAUACUGCUCAGCGACGCCAACGGCACCACCCAACAAGCCCAAGUGCCCGUAGACCUGCUGUUGACCUCAGUUUAUUUCGUCGACGCUCGCAAUGGCUGGGCAGUGGGUCAUGACGGUGUAAUUCUUAACAGCUCCGAUGCAGGUGCUACCUGGACGACCCAGAGCGAUGGCGCCGCUAUCGGCAAAUUGAUGAAACUGAGUGCUGAGCAACGUAUCGCUCGGCUACAAGCCGAAACGCCCAGCGACGACGUUAAUAGAGCGCUGGACAACGCCAACUUCAUGCUCGACGACGUCAACGCUGGAUUGCAGUCAGGGCCGUCCAGACCCUUGCUGGACAUCUGGUUUCGUAAUGCCGACGAAGGCUGGGCGGUGGGUGCGUAUGGGACCGUACUGCACACCGUGGACGGCGGUAAACAAUGGCAAUUCAUGGAAGGUUUGGACGACCCUGAACGUCUGCAUCUGAAUGCCAUCGUCGGCUUAGCAGAUGGCACCCUCUUAAUUGCCGGUGAAGGUGGCCGAAUUUACCGCUCCAUAGACGGUGGCAACCGCUGGACGGCGCUACCGGCCACGACGCCUGCCUCGCUGUACAAAUUGAUCGCACUGCGCGAUGGACAAGUGUUUGCGCUGGGGUUUGGCGGCACGCUGCUUAGCAGCAAAGAUCAAGGACAGCACUGGCAACUCAUCCCUCUACCCACGCAUGCCAACCUCUACGGGGGCGCCCAAUUGCCGGACGGUGAUUUAGCGCUGGUGGGUCAGGCUGGCACUGUUUUGUUAAGUCAGGACUCGCGCAACUUCAGGCGCUGGCAGGGACGUGGAAGAGCCGCGUUACUGGGUAUAGCGAUGUUAUCGGAUGGUCAGAUCGCACUGAUCGGCAGUGCCGGCUUGAGCCGCAUAGCGCUAUCGGAAAUUGAGGCCAACCUGCAA